AUGGAGAUGUACGAUUUAAACGCCGGAACAGUUGAUAGAAUUGGAAGACAUGACGACAUUGCGACAUCAGUUGUGUACUCUUGUGAAAAAGGUCAGCUUGUUAACUCAUCCGAGAGGUUUAACAUCUUUCUCAAGCCUUUCCAAUCUUAUGAAUCACAAGUGGAGGUGCCGAUCAGAUGUGUCACCUCUGUACCUUAUUCCAGAGGAUAUGCAGUUGGCUCAGUAGACGGACAAGUAGCCUUGGAUUUCCCCAAUACAUCAUGCUCCAGUGAGAUGAAUGGAUCAGGGACUUUUGUGACUGGUGACAACGAAGGCUACGUUAUCUCAUGGAAUGCUAAAAGCAGAAGAAGACUCUUUGAGUUGCCAAGGUACUCAAAUAGCGUUGCGUCUUUGACGUAUAACCACACUGGAGAACUCUUAGCCGUAGCAUCAAGCCACACUUACCAAGAAGCUAAAGAGAAGUGA
This is a messenger RNA of Thlaspi arvense, 465 nucleotides long. Lineage: Eukaryota; Viridiplantae; Streptophyta; Magnoliopsida; Brassicales; Brassicaceae. The record is from the annotation of a GenBank genome assembly.